AUGCAACAAGAUGAGCAUCCCAACGAGCCCGAAGAAAGACCGUCACAGAGCAGGCUGCGCCAGAAGGACCGCGCCGCCCGGACGAAAGCCGCGAGCCUUGAAGUCGACAAGAGCACGCGAGUACCCGGCACGAGAAAGCGAUCAGUAUCGCCUCGGUCGGAGAACGACAUGGACUCGAUCAAGAUCAAGAAGCAUUCGCAAGGCAGCAAGCCUGCCACGACGAGCAACGCCGACACGACGAACAACGUUGAGAAGAGCAGCACGCCGCCAAUCUAG
Messenger RNA from Saprolegnia parasitica CBS 223.65, 276 nucleotides. RefSeq lists its product as hypothetical. Bases 1 to 276 code for a protein of 91 amino acids. Lineage: Eukaryota; Oomycota; Saprolegniomycetes; Saprolegniales; Saprolegniaceae. The transcript has 2 exons. The record is from RefSeq and is a predicted model, not a curated record.